This is a messenger RNA of Ctenopharyngodon idella (grass carp), 1572 nucleotides long. It is a transcript of the gene ethe1, whose product is annotated as ETHE1 persulfide dioxygenase. Lineage: Eukaryota; Metazoa; Chordata; Actinopteri; Cypriniformes; Xenocyprididae. Gene Ontology annotation, biological process: hydrogen sulfide metabolic process; glutathione metabolic process. The transcript has 7 exons. Gene Ontology annotation, molecular function: sulfur dioxygenase activity. The record is from RefSeq and is a predicted model, not a curated record. The coding region runs from base 303 to 1154 and encodes 283 amino acids.
CGCAUGCGCGGACACGUCAAAGUUCCUUGUCAGUGGUCACUUUAGAAUAUCAUAAACAUUGCGUGUGGACACUACUAUCUAUUUUGCAUAUUAACAUAUCUAUAAGCGAUUCCAUGCAUGAGCAAAUCACAUCUCAGGGGAAAUAAUACGUAUUUAGCGCGUCCCCACUAUCCCGGAAGGAGGCGUGCACUCGCUAGUUACAGUUUUACAUGACGACCUUAAGUUCCUUCAGUGAUCUGAUCUGAUCUGACACUCGCCAUACCGGUUUAAGGUGGGGACUCCGACGUGCACACAGAAGUAAAAUGAGUGCAGCUCUUUUAAACAGACUGAAGCCUGCAGUGAGCUCUGCGAUCCGGCUGUGGAGCUGCAGGGCACCGGUGAUCGAUAACAGAAGCGCCGCACUCAGUCACCCCUGCCCGCCGUCAGUGAGAUUCUACAGCGGACUGAUGGAGUCCGGAGCGCCGCUCUUCAGACAGUUGUUUGAAUCUGAGAGCAGCACGUACACAUACCUGCUGGCCGACACAGACACCAAAGAGGCCGUGCUGAUCGACCCCGUGCUGGAAACAGUGGACAGAGACCUGCAGCUCAUCAAUGAACUGGGACUUAAACUCAUAAUGGCUGUGAACACUCACUGUCACGCGGAUCACAUCACUGGCACUGGACUGCUGAAGAAGAAGGUGUUUGGACUGAAGAGUUGCAUCUCCAAACACAGCGGAGCCGCUGCGGACAUACAGCUCUCCGAGGGAGAUCAGAUCACUUUCGGAAAACAUUGUCUAAUGGUGCGAGAGACCCCGGGACACACGGAUGGAUGUGUGACGUACGUCACUGGAGAUCAGAGUAUGGCUUUCACUGGUGACGCCCUCCUCAUCCGGGGCUGCGGACGGACAGACUUUCAGCAAGGUUGUCCUAAGAGGUUGUACGAGUCCAUCCACAAGAAGAUUUUCACCCUGCCUGGACAUUGUUUCAUCUACCCCGCACACGACUACAAGGGUCAGACUGUGUCCACCGUGGAUGAGGAAAAGAAGUUUAAUCCACGGCUGACAAAGACGCUGGACGAGUUUGUGAACAUCAUGAACAACCUCAAUCUCCCCAAACCUAAAAAAAUAGAUAUAUCAGUGCCUGCGAACUUGGUGUGUGGACUUCAUGAUAUUUGAAUGUGAAAGCUGACAUUAACUUUUUAGGUGUCUGAUUUAAAUUUUACGGUGCGUAUAGAUAUAAACUACAUGCAGUGAGAUGAUAUUUGCAUUAAAUCAUUCCUGUGAUUCAGGGUAAGUUGACAGAGGUGAAAGAGUACAAUGAAAUAUCAAACUUGACAUUUUCAUUCUGGUCAGUGUUUGUUCUUGUCGUUUUUUUAUGGAUUUCAAAAAAUACUUUGACCUAACCUGUGUGCUGUAUCAUAUAAUAUCAUAUCGGAGAAAUGAUGGUCUGCUUCUUUCAGCUUACUUAAAUGCUUUAAAUAAUCAAGUGCUGCAGCUCUCAUUUGUAAUGUAAAAUGUAAUGAUAAAAAUCAUAUUUUGUAAGAAAAAAAAAACCAUAUAUCUAAUCUGUUUUAAUAAAUGUUUGGUGAAACCA